This is a messenger RNA of Alosa sapidissima (American shad), 2416 nucleotides long. Its product is annotated as sodium-dependent neutral amino acid transporter B(0)AT1-like. Gene Ontology annotation, cellular component: plasma membrane. Lineage: Eukaryota; Metazoa; Chordata; Actinopteri; Clupeiformes; Clupeidae. The record is from RefSeq and is a predicted model, not a curated record. Gene Ontology annotation, biological process: sodium ion transmembrane transport. The coding region runs from base 111 to 2012 and encodes 633 amino acids. The transcript is spliced from 12 exons.
GGUAAGGGAGCGAGUGUGCGAGAGCGAGAAAGUGAGGGAUAGACACAAGACUCUGGACACCAGUUAUCUCUUUCAUAUCCAAGACGGAGGACUAAAGACCAUUACUCACCAUGAAGCUGAAGCUGCCCAACCCGGGUCUGGAGAAGAGGAUCCCAUCCCAUGAGGACCUGGACAGGAUGGAGGUGGAGGAGGUGGACAGCAGACCCAAGUGGGACAACAAAACCCAGUACAUGCUCACCUGCGUGGGGUUCUGUGUCGGGCUCGGAAACGUCUGGCGCUUCCCCUACCUGUGCCAGAGCCAUGGAGGAGGUGCUUUCAUGAUCCCCUUCCUCAUCCUGCUGGUUCUGGAGGGCAUCCCUCUGCUGCACCUGGAGUUCGCCAUCGGCCAGAGGCUCAGGAGUGGCAGCGUGGGUGUGUGGGGGUCCAUCAGUCCAUACCUCAUUGGAAUGGGUAUUGCAUCUAUGUUGGUCUCCUUCGUGGUGGGCAUGUAUUACAACACCAUCAUGGCCUGGGUCAUGUGGUACUUCUUCAACUCCUUUCAGGAUCCCCUGCCGUGGAGCCACUGUCCCCUCAAUGAAAACAAAACAGGGUUUGUAUCAGAGUGUGCUCAAAGCUCCUCUGUGGACUAUUUCUGGUACAGAGAGACCCUGAACGCAACAGCCACCAUUGAGCAGUCUGGGGGUAUGCAGUGGUGGAUGAUCCUGUCACUAGUGAGUGCUUGGGUUGUCCUCUACGUCGCAGCAAUCAGAGGCAUUGAGACAACAGGAAAGGCUGUCUACAUUACCUCCACCUUGCCAUACAUUGUUCUCACUAUCUUCCUGAUAAGAGGAUUGACUCUCAAAGGAUCUCUGAAUGGCAUAAAGUUCCUGUUUACUCCAGAUGUGAACGAGUUGAUUAAUCCGACGACAUGGUUGGACGCGGGAGCUCAGGUGUUGUUUUCCUUCUCGCUGGCCUUUGGCGGUCUCAUUUCCUUCUCCAGCUAUAAUUCUGUCCACAACAACUGUGAGCAGGAUGCGGUGAUAAUCUCCAUAAUCAAUGGGCUCACCUCUGUCUACUCAGCGACGGUCAUCUACUCCAUCAUUGGCUUCAGAGCCACCGAAAAAUUUGAUGAGUGCUUGAAUGGGAACAUAAUGGCACUUAUGAACGCUUUUGAUGUUCCUGAGGGGAAUAUCACCGAGAAUAACUAUGGUGAUAUGCUGAAUUAUUUCAAUUUCACCUCCCCGGAAAUCAUAUCAGGGCUAAGCCUGAAGAACUGCAACAUGGAGGAUUUUCUAAGCCAGGGUGUGGAGGGCACGGGCCUGGCAUUCAUCGUGUUCACAGAGGCCAUUACGAAGAUGCCGGUGGCCCCAAUAUGGUCUAUCCUGUUCUUUAUCAUGCUCUUCUGCCUCGGGCUGUCCACCAUGUUUGGCAACAUUGAAGGGUGUGUGGUGCCGCUGCAGGAUCUCAACAUCCUCCCACGGACAUGGCCAAAGGAGGUGUUCACAGGCCUGACGUGUUUGGUAUCCUGCCUCAUCGCCCUCAUAUUUACCCAGGGUUCUGGCAGCUACUGGCUGGCUCUGUUUGAUGGCUUCGCCGGCUCCAUCCCCCUCUUGGUCAUUGCCCUGUGCGAGUUAAUUGCCGUGUCUUACAUCUACGGCAUAGACAGGUUUAAUAAGGACAUCGAGUUCAUGAUCGGUCACAAGCCCAACAUCUUCUGGCAAAUUACAUGGAGGUUUCUGAGCCCCCUCAUCAUCCUGGUCAUCCUGGUGUUCUACUUCGUCACCACAGUGUCCAAACAGCUCACCUACAUCGUCUGGGAUCCCGAAUCGGCGGUUUUCCCAAAUCUGGCAGAAGUAAGGUAUCCAGACUGGAUUAGUGCCAUCAUCUUCAUUCUCGCUGGCAUCCCCAGCUUGGCUAUUCCCUUUGCAGCCGUGUUCAAGUUUAUUUGCAAUCGUAACAAGUCGAGUCAGGACACAGAGUCUAUCAGCACGAUAUCUGACAAAGUGCAAAUGACAGUGAAGAUGUCAAACUAAUCAUUGAUGUUCAGUGAGAUGAAGAAAUGUAAAGCUUGGCAGAUCACCUAAAACGUAAAACGUAAUGUGUGUGUCAUAAAAAAGCUAGUUAAAAUUGAACUAUUUAAAUAUACAGUAAUUACUGUCAAAACUCUCUUGAAUACUACAUCCACCACUGGUUUGAAUUUGUUAGCAGUGGCACAGUGCCUUGCAUUAGUAGAAAUUUUGUACAACUGUUUUGUAAAAAGUGUCGACCAAACUGUGUUGAAAACCAUGUCUCCUGCAAUCCUGUGCCAUAAAGCAGCUUGACACUCCUGCAUAAAAUCGCACUUUGUCUACAAAUACACUGAGAUCUAGGGCUGCAACUAACGAUUAUUUUCAGUCAAUUAAUCUGUCAAUUAUUUUCACGAUGAAUCGUGUUUCCC